AUGUCGUUAUCCCCGUCUGGCAGAAAAUCUCGUCGUAAUUGGGCGGCAUCCAAGUAUCCCCAGGCCACAAGAGUGGUGCGCAUAACGAGCGGAUACUAUUUCAAGACCAGGGCGAAUCGGGUUUGGGGGCCAGAUAUACGGCUGGCGCCCACAACAUCAGACGGGCAUCCUAUAUUCUCGUUCCUGUAUCAGGCCUCCCCCCUCCUCUACCCAGGGGUAUGUGUGCACAUGACGUCUGAUUACCAAGAUACCCGUUACACCUCCUAA
Bipolaris victoriae FI3 is the source of this 267-nucleotide messenger RNA. RefSeq lists its product as hypothetical. The transcript has a single exon. The coding region runs from base 1 to 267 and encodes 88 amino acids. NCBI's taxonomy places the organism in Eukaryota, Fungi, Ascomycota, Dothideomycetes, Pleosporales, Pleosporaceae. The record is from RefSeq and is a predicted model, not a curated record.